Aureobasidium pullulans EXF-150 is the source of this 1143-nucleotide messenger RNA. RefSeq names its product Clavaminate synthase-like protein. Lineage: Eukaryota; Fungi; Ascomycota; Dothideomycetes; Dothideales; Saccotheciaceae. The record is from RefSeq and is a predicted model, not a curated record. The transcript is spliced from 4 exons. Bases 1 to 1143 code for a protein of 380 amino acids.
AUGUCUUCUACCACAGUGAUCGAAGCUCCCACGAGCCACAAGCUUGAGCUCCACACUGCCUAUGGUCCUGUCUACCGCGAAGUCUUGAAUACCGAGCCUCGUGAUGCGACCGAAGAGGAAGUGCCCAUCAUCGAUCUCGCCGGUCUUUCCAGCGGGCUUGAAAGCCGCAAAGAGAUUGCAAAAGCACUCUGCAAUGCAGGCACAAACAUGGGAUUCUUCUACAUCAAAAAUCACGGCAUCGAUGAAGAAGUCAUCGCUAAAGCGAAAUCGCAACUCCUGACCUUCUUCCAGCAAAACACCGAAGCCAAAGAGCAAGUCUCCCAAGACAAGUCAACAUACUACAAUGGCUGGAAAGCUCCCCGCAGCACAAACAUCUCCCGCACCGAAUCCGUCGACGUGAAAGAAAGUUUCAGCUGGCGCUACCAACCCGAAAACGAUCCCGAUCAUCCCCAACCCCUGUCUUCCCUCCCAGCAGAAGUGCAACCCUGGAUUCGCGGUGAAGAAUUCGUCUGGCAAGGAACUUCCCACCUCCCCGAUUUCAAAUCCGACGUCCUGAAUUACUGGAAAUCAUGCUUGCAGCUAGCUCGCCAGCUUGUAAAAGUCUUCGCUUUGAGUCUAGAUCUACCUGAAGAUUACUUCGACACACGCACGACGUUCCCCGGUGCCGAUGGAGUGAUGAACUAUUACCCCAUCACUACAGCCGAGGAAACCGCUUCCAAUGCAGUAGGAUUAGGUUCCCACACUGACCUCCAACUCUUCACUUUACUCUGGCAGGAUGAAGUGGGAGGCCUCCAAGUGUUGACGAAAGAAGGCCAGUGGAUCAAGGCUACUCCUAAACCAGGCACUUUCGUAGUCAACAUCGGAGAUUUCAUGAUGAGGUUGUCGAAUGAUUUCUUCAAGAGUACGGUGCACAGGGUUUACAAUCGGGCGAAAGUUGAGAGGACGUCUAUGCCAUUUUUCUUUGGUUUGAACUUCAAUUGCGUGGAAGGUGUCAUUCCCACCUGCACUAGCGAGGACAAUCCGCCCAAAUAUGGGCCGAUCAGCUGUGGUGAUUGGUGUCAACUCCGCUUCAAGCUCGAAGCAGAGCGCAUGGCCAAGAAAUUGGCAGAACUAGACGCUACCACAAAGCUCAUAGCAAAAUAG